CAAACGGCAAACGGAAAUCAUAGGACCUCCGUGAAGGUGAAACUGCAGGCCUGUUUAGCAGCAAAAUGGCAGCCUUACGUGGAUCACCAAGACCGCUGAUGGGAAGAUAUACCUUGCUUCCUUCUGCGUCUUCGUGGGAAAGUGUUUCAGAAGAGGCUGAGGGAGGUUUAGGAAUGACAGAAGGUUACUCUCUGAUGUUAUCCAAUCCACUGAGCAAUGUUGGUGAAGAACAAAGUUCACAGAAGUUUAUGUCUGUGACAGCUGAAGAGCCAGAGCACAAAAACAAGUUGUCGACAUUCUUUGGUGUUGUGGUACCAGUCACCCUAUCUAUGUUUUCCGUAAUUUUAUUUUUGCGUCUUGGCUUUAUUGUUGGCCAGGCUGGCCUAGUAUUGUCCAUCGGCAUGUUUGUGAUAGCUUACUUUGUUGUAGGCUUAACAAUACUGUCCAUCUCAGCCAUUGCAACAAAUGGUGCUGUCAAGGAGGGUGGAGCCUACUACAUGAUUAGUCGCACAUUGGGUCCAGAAUUUGGUGGAUCAAUAGGAGUGAUAUUUUACUUUGCUAACAUCUUUGCCUCUGCUCUUUAUCUUCUGGGUUUUGUUGAGGCCUUGCUAAACAAUUUUGCAGAAACUCACCCCAAUAUUUUCCAUCCAGGGGAAUGGUAUCAUUUUUUAUAUGCAUCAGUAGUCCUGCUCUUUUGCCUGCUAGUUUGCUUGAUUGGCUCAGGAAUGUUUGCAAAGACAUCAUUUGUCAUUUUCCUAGCUGUCAUGGUUGCUGUUUCAUCUUCAAUUGUCAGUUUUCUUAUUGUCAAACACAAGGGUGACUUGCCCCCUGGAAUUCAUGCAGGAAGUGACACACAUAAAUUUCCCCAGAAUGUUACAUACAGAUACUCGGGUUGGAAUUCUACGACUUUGCACAACAAUCUUUGGCCUGACUUCACCAAAGACUAUACAACUAACGAGCAUCAGACUCCUUUGACAGUGUUUGGAGUUCUGUUCAAUGGGGUUACUGGAGUCAUGGCUGGUGCUAACAUAUCAGGGGACUUGAAAAAACCUGGAUAUGCCAUACCAUUUGGUACCCUUGGUGCAAGUGUUUUUACAUUCAUUUUAUAUUUGCUCUUAGUGGUUUUUACAAGUGCUACAUGUCCCAGAUCCUUACUACGAAACAAUUACAACUAUCUUAUGGUAAUCAACAAAGUGGAAUGGUUAAUAACUGUAGGAACAUUUGCUGCAACUCUUUCAGCUGCUCUCAGCUGCCUCAUAGGUGCCUCAAGAAUUCUCCAAGCUAUUGCUAAAGAUGAUUUACUAGGUAUCAUACUUCGCCCAUUUAGCAAAGUUAUCCGCAGAAAUGGAGAACCUUUAAGAGCUGUUUUGAUGUCAUGGUUCCUUGUUCAGGUUGUUCUUUUGAUUGGAAAUGUGGACAAAGUUGCUGUGUUGGUCAGUAUGUUCUUUCUCCUGUCAUAUGGGGUCACCAACAUGGCAUGCUUUGCUCUCAAAGUUGCUUCUGCACCAAACUUUAGACCAACAUUUCAGUAUUUCUCUUGGCAAUCGGCUCUCCUUGGUGCUGUGUUUUGUUUCCUGAUCAUGUUCCUGGUCAAUUACAAAUGGGCUGCUCUUGCAUUUGCUCUCAUGGUGAUUUUGUUUGUGGUGAUUUCUCUCCGUGCACCUCCCACCCCUUGGGGAGAUGUGUCACAAGCUUUGAUUUACCAUCAGGUGAGGAAGUACCUUCUUCGACUAGACUUAAGAAAAGACCAUGUGAAAUUCUGGAGACCUCAGGUGCUGUUAUUGGUGUCCAAUCCACGCUCUGGUUACCCCUUGAUAGACUUUGUUAAUGACAUCAAGAAGGGUGGUCUUUAUAUACUGGGUCAUAUCCAAGAAGGUGGAUUUGAUGUUCAGUUAUUGAGAAGACAAAAGCGUGAACUUACAACUUGGCUAAAUUUCAUUGAUUGUACGGAAAUAAAGGCCUUUGUGGAGCUAACUGUUGCACAAACCAUACGUGCUGGCGCACAAAACUUAUUGAUGACCUCUGGACUGGGCGGGAUGAAACCAAACACUCUAAUCUUAGGGUUUUACGAUCAUGAGCUCCCUACGGAGAGUUUUUCUCGUGGAAUCUUCAGGAAGCCGAGACUUCCGUUUAUGAGGGUGCAAAGGAAAGAUGAAAUUUAUCGCAGUGUACUGUUACACCUUCCACCACUUCGAACACACCCUGGACAUCAGAAAAUGACAUUAAAGGACUAUGUAGGAAUUAUUAAGGAUGCGGUUUUAAUGGGCAAAAACGUCUGCAUUGCCAGAAACUUCGCUCAACUGGACAAGAACACUCUUGGCAAGGAAGGAUACAUUGAUGUGUGGCCAAUGAAUACCACGGUCGUCGGAGAAGCAGGUUUGGUACUUGGUCCUUAUGAUUUCACGUUCCUCCUUACGCUUCAGUUGAGUUGUGUUCUACAUAUGGUGCCAUUCUGGGAAAAUCGAUCUAAACUUAGAGUCAUGCAGAUCGUGGAGACUGGAGAUGAUGAAGAUAACCACCAAGCACAAUAUAGAACUCUAACAAAUCUUCUCAAAGAACUCAGAAUUCCUGCAGAAGUUCGGAUGAUUCACAGCACACAAGAAUCUCUUUCUCAGACAAGAAAUGCCGAUGGAAUGGCGCCCUCCACCAACUGGUACCGAACAGUGAAUCAGCUCAUCAAAAUUCACUCAACAGAAGCAUUUGUUGUAUUUACUGGUCUUCCCCCUCCUCCAAACGAGGAAAACAUGGCUCAGCAAUUUAUUCAAGACAUAACUGUGCUCUCAGAUAACCUUCCCCCAGUCAUGAUGGUGUACGGAAAAUCGAAAGUGGUCUCCACGUCAUUAUAAAUCACGUCUUUGUCGGUUCAUUCAGAGUGUAAUGAAAACAUCAGGUUGUGUUCAAUAUUGGGCAACUUACAAAUACAGUGGAACCCCUCUAAACCGGCCUCAUUAAACCAGAAUCCUCUCUAUACCGGACCUUUUUUUCUGCCCCAAAAUUUCUGUCAUACAUUUUCUCGACUAUUAACCUCAAUAAAGCGGAACCCUUCACUUCUGGAAACCGGACUGAUUUAAGAAGACAUGGCAGGAAUAAUAAAUAGCUACCAUAUUCUGAGAAAAUAUAGGCUUUAAAAGCUAGCUAUUGUAGAGGAAUGAUGUAGAAAAUGAACUCCCUUUUUUUUUUUUUUUUACUUUUGGCCAUGUUUUUAAGUUUUGUUCUGUUUUCAAACUAUCUGUAAACAACGCCUGAUCUGGCAGCACUGCACUCUUGCAAAUCUUUCAACUUGUUUCUAAGAUGUGAAUUAUGUUUUGAAUGAAGGUUACUAUAUAGCCCAAAAAGGAAAUAUCCUAUGAUUUAAUGAUUUAUUUAUACAUUGAUUUUAUUGAUGACUGUGGAUAGAAUAUGUAUUUGUACGUAUUUAGUUUAAUAGAUAAGUUAACUUAAAAUUGUAGAAAGUACAAUAAUGUUUUAAAUUCCAUGCUUUCUUUGCCUUAUUAGAAAACUAGUUUUAACCCUUUUCCAGCAAGCCACACAUACAUGUUAGAAAUUAC
Stylophora pistillata is the source of this 3548-nucleotide messenger RNA. Its product is annotated as solute carrier family 12 member 9. Gene Ontology annotation, biological process: chloride transmembrane transport; potassium ion homeostasis; cell volume homeostasis. Lineage: Eukaryota; Metazoa; Cnidaria; Anthozoa; Scleractinia; Pocilloporidae. Gene Ontology annotation, molecular function: potassium:chloride symporter activity. Gene Ontology annotation, cellular component: membrane. The record is from RefSeq and is a predicted model, not a curated record.